AGAAAAAGAGAGUCGUCAAAAAAAAAACGAGAAGAAAAAAGGCAAAGCUAGAAAGGGUUUGUUUUUAGAGAGAGAGAAAGAGAGGACUCUAGUUAGUAGUUUCUGGCAUUCCGUCCCAAACCAAAAUCCAAAAACACCGACAGAAAAGAAAAAAAAAAACUUCUUUGGAAGAUUAUAGAAAUUUAUAUAUAAGAAGGUGAAAUUUGAAAGACAGAGGUCGUUCUUUCCUCAUUCCUACCAACUUUGAAAGAUGAACGGCGGUCCCUCCGGUUUCAAUAAUGCUCCAGUUACAAAAAGCUUUAUAAUUACAUGUGUGCUAUUCACUGUAAUGUUUGGGAUCCAAGGCCAUUCUUUCAAGCUUGGUUUGUCCUAUCAGGAUAUUUUCAGAAAACUUAGCAUAUGGAAGUUAAUCGCAUCGGUUUUUGCCUUUUCGUCUACACCGGAACUGAUGUUUGGACUUUAUCUACUAUACUACUUCAGGGUCUUUGAGCGACAAAUUGGUUCCAACAAGUACUCUGUUUUUAUCAUAUUCUCAGUAAUGGUUUCAUUCCUCUUUGAGGUUUUGGCUCUAGCUAUCCUUAAAGAUCCCACAGCUAACCUGCUUACUUCUGGACCUUAUGGCCUCAUAUUUGCCUCAUUUAUACCAUUUUAUUUUGGCAUCCCGGUUUCAACAUGGUUUCGUAUAUUUGGGGUUCGUUUCUCCGAUAAGUCUUUCAUCUAUCUAGCUGGUCUUCAGCUUCUACUAUCAUCUUGGAAAAGAUCUCUCUUGCCAGGGAUAUGCGGCAUCCUUGCCGGUUCCUUAUAUCAUCUAAAUGUCUUUCGCAUCCGCAGGGCUAAGUUCCCUAAAUUUAUUACAUCAUUCUUUUCACGGCUUUCUUGGCCUGCUAUGGGGAAUCCACCUACAGCACCAGCAAGGAGUCUUGCAGGAAAUGUACCUUCCUACACAACUCGCCAAGUGGAGAGAAUCUAUCCAUCGACUGCUGCUUCUUCAGUUGUAGAACCACCAGAGAACUCUAUUGCUACCCUAGUGUCAAUGGGCUUUGAUCGGAACUCAGCCAGGCAGGCACUUGUGCAUGCUAGAAAUGACAUCAGUACUGCCACAAACAUUCUUCUUGAAGCACAGUCCCACUAAUUCAACACAAAAAUUGCGAGCAAAAAGUGAUUCCCAGAUAUAAUUUCCAUCGAUAUAAAUGCAGGAUCAGACAGUUAUCUACAUUUUGGUGACAACCGAUUUGCUUGGCUCCUGGACUUCUGUGGCAUUGUUGAUAUGAAGGACUACUAUUUUCUCCCAUUUUGCCCCCAGUUAUUUCUUUUAGUAGCUAUUAGUUUCAGGUUAAGUAAUCAUACAUACACCAAUGCAACUGAGAACUAGGAGUUUGUAUAAUUGUUUACCCCGUGCAUGCUUUCAAAGGAUACUCAAACAGGUGCAUAAAGAUGCAAGUUUUUCAUGUGGGGACUUAUGGUCCAAAAUCACUGACAAGUUUGUAAAUUUAUUUUGAUUUGAAUGGACAAUUUAAGUUCCUCAGAGUUCCUGCCAA
This is a messenger RNA of Durio zibethinus, 1538 nucleotides long. RefSeq names its product rhomboid-like protein 20. The record is from RefSeq and is a predicted model, not a curated record. Gene Ontology annotation, molecular function: protein binding; serine-type endopeptidase activity. NCBI's taxonomy places the organism in Eukaryota, Viridiplantae, Streptophyta, Magnoliopsida, Malvales, Malvaceae.